Messenger RNA from Ixodes scapularis (black-legged tick), 633 nucleotides. RefSeq lists its product as uncharacterized. NCBI's taxonomy places the organism in Eukaryota, Metazoa, Arthropoda, Arachnida, Ixodida, Ixodidae. The coding region runs from base 1 to 633 and encodes 210 amino acids. The record is from RefSeq and is a predicted model, not a curated record. The transcript has a single exon.
AUGCAACGCGACCAAUACUCGGAACACGAGAUCCACAUGGCUGUCUACGCGGACGAUGUGGCACUGUGGACGGUCUCAACACCGUACAAGAGAAAGAAGACCGUUGAGGAGCUCCAGCGAGUCCUCAACAACGUCGUCUAUCAUCUCAAACAACUGGGACAGGAAGUAUCCGCGGAAAAAACUAACUUCAUAAAGUACGCGGAAAAAACAAGACGUUUCCAGCCCAAAAUCUUCAUAAACAACAAGCAAGUAAACAGGAAGAACAUCAUGACUUACCUGGGGAUGCAGCUCGACUCGCGGUUAUCCUUUGGACCGGCGGCGACCCAGGCGGUGAGGGGAAUGCGGCAGCAUACUAAUAUCCUCCGGAGGCUCUGCGGCAACUCGUGGGGCACAUCACAAACCAUGAUGUUGCAGUUGUAUCACGGUCUGGUACUGUCACGCCCCCUCUACGCACUCCCCCUGGCCUCACUGAUGCCGAGACACCUGGAGAUGCUCGAAAGAGCCCAAAGGGUGGCACUGCGGAUCUGCCUCGGGAUCCCAAGGGGAGCACCAUCACAGCCGACACUCGUCGAGGCGAACGCGGCCACAGUCGAGCACCAGCUGGAGCAUCGCGCGUUGAGACACCUCAUCUGA